Sitophilus oryzae (rice weevil) is the source of this 2856-nucleotide messenger RNA. RefSeq lists its product as uncharacterized. NCBI's taxonomy places the organism in Eukaryota, Metazoa, Arthropoda, Insecta, Coleoptera, Curculionidae. The transcript has a single exon. The coding region runs from base 1 to 2856 and encodes 951 amino acids. The record is from RefSeq and is a predicted model, not a curated record.
AUGUCUGAAAUUGCGUUACUAAAAUCUAAAAUAAGUUCCUUAAAAAGCAAACUAACGCGUCUUCAAAAUUAUUUUAAUUCUAUUAAUAAAAACGAAUUAGACGAUAUUAUAAUUAAUCAACUUGAGAGCCGCUUAGAAAAGAUUCAACCUAUUUGGGAACAAUUUGACGAAAUCCAGUUUGAAAUAGAGCAAAUGUUGUGUACUAGCGAAAAUCCUGAAUCUCAGUCUGACAAAGAUGAGAGAGACGCGUUUGAAAAUAGUUAUUUCAAAUUGACUGGAGAUAUAAAGAUUCUAAUUAAAAAUUACAACCAAACAAUAGAACGCAAUGAUGGUUCUGUGGUCAGUUUUCGACACAAUUCGGUCGUAUCUAAUUCUGUCCAAUCCUUAGUGAAAUUGCAAUCCAUUAAACUCCCUACUUUUGAUGGACAAUAUGGUAAUUGGCUAGAGUUUAAAGAUUCUUUUGUUGCCUUAGUUGAUAGUAAUCCUACAUUAAAUUCGAUUCAAAAAUUCUAUUAUCUCAGGUCAUCACUAAGCGCAGAAGUUCUUGAAAUAAUAAAAUCGAUAGAGGUCUCAUCUAGCAAUUACACGGUAGCCUGGCAAUUUCUUGCAGAUAGGUUCGCAAACAAAAAACUUAUUAUUUAUAAUCAUAUUCGAGCGAUAUUCGAACAUCCUAGUUUACUUAAAGAAAGUUAUACCGAUCUUCGAAACUUAUAUGAUUCUGUCACCAAGCAUUUACGUGCGUUGAAGGCUUUAGGCGAAACAACGCAUACUUGGGACAGAUUAGUUAUUUAUAUUAUGUGUAGUAAAUUUGCCAGCACUACACAACGAGACUGGGAAAUUAAUAAAUACGAAAGUGAUUUACCGACAAUGAAGGAUUUGAGUAAUUACUUGCAAUUGAAAUGCGAGAUGCUGGAAAACUUGGAGAUGUCAAAUAAAGAUGCCAAUAAAAAUAAUAAACAAAAUAAAAAAUACUUUAGAGACACUAGUAAUAAUUAUCACUCAACAAAUAAACAAGACAAUAAUAAAUUUAAGUGUUAUUAUUGUCAGCAAUCUCAUGGUAUUUUCAAUUGCAGUGAUUUCUUAAAAUUAUCCGUAAAUGAGCGUAUCGCAGCGGUAAAGAGGAUUAAACUAUGUUUAAAUUGUUUGCACGAUUUAAAUUGUCUGCGCGAAUUAAGAACCAUCACGCACCCUUCUUGGAAAUGUAACAAAUCAAAAUGUUUUAAAUGUAAAAGGUCGCACAAUACUUUACUUCAUUCAGAUUCUUACCACAAAAUGGAUCAAAAUUCCGAAGCGACCGCUGGCGCAAAUAGUUUGCCACCUACAGAGAGAGAGAACGAUACGACGCCGAACACGGCUGACAGGCAUAUAUCGUUGAAUUCCUAUGUGUCGGAGGCUGAAGGCGCUGUUGCCGUACUUAACCCAUUUUCGAGUUGUGCCCAGAUUUCUGCGGGAUAUUCUCAAGUUUUGCUUUCUACUGCAAUGAUUCAGUUGACGAAUGGGAAAAAGAGUAUUAUGGCACGGGCUUUGUUAGACAGUGGUUCGCAAAGUAAUUUUAUAUCGGAGAAUAUUUGUAAAAAAUUAAAUUUACAAAGGACUGCAAUAAAUCAUGCAGUAAAAGGUGUGGGACAGACAUUCACAAAUAUUAAUGAUCAAGUUAAUGUAACGAUUAAGUCUUGCAUAAGUAAUUUUAAGACAGAUGCAACGUGUUUAAUUUUAGAAUAUAUAACUGAUAAAUUACCAAUUAUGUCAUUCAAUAAAGAUGUUCUGAAAAUUCCAGCAAAUAUAUCCCUAGCUGAUCCCAAGUUUAAUACGUCAAAUAUUAUAGAGGUUUUACUUGGAUCAAGUAUAUUUUGGUCUAUAAUGGGAUCUAACCAAGUCCAACUUGGACCCAAUAUGCCAAUAUUACAGGAAACUAAAUUUGGUUAUAUAAUAGCAGGCAAUUUAUGUAUGAAUCCGACUUAUUCUCUUAAGGUAUCGGUAAAUUGUUUAAAUAUUUUAGAUUCCGAUACGUCUAUAGAUAAUAAAAUAAUAAAAUUUUGGGAACUGGAAGAUAUUUCUAGUAAAGAACCUAAUAUGUCGGAUUCGGAGAAAUAUUGCGAGCGUUACUUCAAAGAAACUGUUCAAAGAGACGCAAGUGGUAGAUUUAUAGUAAAGAUACCGUUUAAAAAUAAUAUAGAGCAAUUAGGCGAUUCACGUGAUAUGGCGUUAAAGCGGUUUUAUCACCUUGAAAGAAAAUUUAAGAACAAUCCUGAAUUAAAAUCAGAUUAUGUAAAAUUUAUGUCUGAAUAUGAAUCUUUAGGCCACAUGUGUGAUGAUGUGGUCGACGACGGGUACUAUCUUCCACAUCACGCCGUGAUAAAAAAUUGUAGCAUCACUACGAAAUGUAGGGUAGUGUUUGACGCGUCGGCAAAGUCGUCGAGCGGGUUUUCCCUUAAUAAUGUUCAGUAUGUCGGUCCGACAAAUCAACAGGAUGUGUUUUCAAUAUUAACUAGGUUUAGAAUUCAUGAAUUUGUUUUGACAGGUGACAUAUCAAAAAUGUAUCGUCAGGUACUUAUUGAUUCUAAUGAAACUAAAUUCCAAAAAAUAUUUUGGCGUUCGCAAUCUGAUGAAAAAAUAAAUGUUUAUAAAUUAAACACUGUAACGUACGGUACGGCUUCUGCGCCAUAUUUAGGUGUAAGGUGUUUGUUUCAGAUUGCAGAUGAAAAUGAAAAUAAGUUUCCAAUCGUCAGUAAUAUAAUAAAAAGAGAUUUUUACAUGGACGAUGUUUUAACUGGUUCUGAUUCUAUAGAAGAACUAUUGCAAAUUCAAAAAGAUCUUGUAAAUUUAUUAUCUAGUUAUGGUUUCGAACUUCGCUAA